GCUGUGUGUAAUCAUUUCCAUGGAACAGAAAAAAGCACUCAAAUUUCUUCACUUUCUCACACUAUCUACUCAUGUUCUUCUCUCUCUUGAACUUUGCUGUUCCAGUCCCCAAAUAAUUACACCCCUCUAAUCUUCUCCAUUUCAACAAAAACAAUUUAAAAUGUUAGAUCCACUUAAUGACAUUCUUCCUCUACAAUCUUCUCCGACCAACUCCUCCGCUUCCUCCUCCGAUCUUGAUUCUCAGUCUACAGGUUCUUUUUUCCAUGACAGAAGCACAACACUUGGCACUCUAAUGGGAGUAACAUUCCCCGCCAUUACAUUUAGAGCUCCUUCUCAGUCACGUGACCCCAACGUGCCUCUAUCAUCCGCCACCGCCGCCGCAACUAUCACCGGCAGGCCGAGCAGGAACAAGACUAGAAAGAACAAAAGAAGCCCGUUAGAGUUACAGCGUCGGCGUAGAUGGUGGAGGCUUUGCAGCGAUGGGGAAGCAAAACCCGCCUCUCUUGGUGAGUUCCUUGAAGUUGAAAGGAAAUUCGGCGGCGGAGGUUUCUUCUGCCAUGCGGCGGCUGAGCUUGAAGGUGUGACGGUGGCGGAGGAGGAAGAACGGAGGGAGGGAGUGAAUGGACGGAUGUUAUUUGCUGACGGAAGGGUUUUGCCUCCGGUGGGGUCUGGUGAUGAUGGAUCAACGGCUGGGAUUCUUUGUAGAUUUCCUGCUUCACUCACUCGGAUCUGUACUGGUGGUGUAGGAUGAUAGAAAUUAACUUUUUGUUAUCAUUCUUUCAUUUUUCUUUUAUGGGAAUUAAAUUGAAUGUAAUUCUAAAUUAAUACCCAUUUUUUUUAUUUUAUUUCAAGAGUUAUUAUUUUUUAAA
Mercurialis annua (annual mercury) is the source of this 869-nucleotide messenger RNA. RefSeq lists its product as uncharacterized. The record is from RefSeq and is a predicted model, not a curated record. Bases 161 to 751 code for a protein of 196 amino acids. The transcript is spliced from 2 exons. Lineage: Eukaryota; Viridiplantae; Streptophyta; Magnoliopsida; Malpighiales; Euphorbiaceae.